This is a messenger RNA of Syngnathoides biaculeatus (alligator pipefish), 4200 nucleotides long. RefSeq names its product sphingomyelin phosphodiesterase 2b (gene smpd2b). Gene Ontology annotation, molecular function: sphingomyelin phosphodiesterase activity. Lineage: Eukaryota; Metazoa; Chordata; Actinopteri; Syngnathiformes; Syngnathidae. Gene Ontology annotation, cellular component: cytoplasm. The record is from RefSeq and is a predicted model, not a curated record. The coding region runs from base 439 to 1755 and encodes 438 amino acids. The transcript has 11 exons.
GAUACGGAAGUCAGCAAUAAACAGUAAAUGAAACGCCGUUUUUUUUUUUUUAAACAAAUGUAUUUUAAUAAACUCUUAGUGGCCCUAUGAUUUACAAUAUAAUAUAUAGUCAAAUGUAAAUUAACGUCAGGUUUACGUUUUGUUUUAGAACUAGCGAUGUGAAGAAAUGAUGCCGUCACUCCAAAUCCAACAUGUCACUUUCAUGUUCCUCAUUUACACUUUCACCGUGAUAAAGCGUCGCCGCGUAGCCGAGGGACCGGCAGUGUCGCGUUUUUAAUCAUCAUGGAAUAUGAAUUGCUACUUUGACAACGAACCGGGCCGCCUUUUGUCGGUUUAGUGGUCGGGAGACCCCAGGAAGUAUCCUGGGCCCGAGUGACUCUUCGAAGUCCUACUGCGGUGACUCGUUCCCUUUGGAACAGGAUCUGAUGCUACACCAUCAUGGAUCGCAAGGACUCUGUCAGCAUCCGAGUGUUCUCUCUCAACUGCUGGGGGGUGCGCUACCUGAGCAAGCACUGCGCUCAGCGGUACGCCAUGAUCGCGGACAUGCUGCACCAAGAAAAACACGACGUGGUCCUCCUGCAAGAAGUGUGGAGUGAAAAAGACUACCUCUUCCUGAGGAAGAAAUUGGCCAGUAGCCACGUUCACUCGCAUUAUUUUAAGAGUGGAGUCAUCGGUAGCGGAUUGGCCAUUUUCUCCAAGCACAGAAUCCAAGACACGCUUCUUUACCGCUACUCCCUUAAUGGGUACCCGUACAUGGCUCACCACGGGGACUGGUUCGGCGGCAAAGCUGUGGGCCUGGCCGUCGUGAACGUCGGCACGCUGACCGCAAACUUCUACUUGACCCACCUGCACGCCGAGUACUGCCGGGAGAGGGACGCGUAUCUGCCUCACAGGGUGGUCCAGGCCUGGGAGCUGCAGCAGUUCAUCCGCCACACGUCCGCCGGCGCCGACGUGGUGGUCCUCGGCGGCGACCUCAACAUGCACCCUCAGGACCUCGGCAACCAGCUGCUGACGUCCUACACGGGACUGCGGGACGCCUACGCCGAGACCAACGCCUUUGACGGAUGUGAAGACGGUCUGACUCUUAUCCUGGACAAUCCUUUCAUCAGCCAGAAAGUGAUCACUCCCUUUAAGAAAGGCAUCAGGAUCGACUACAUCCUCUUCAAGGGUUCUUCCAAAGCCGACAUCGAGUGCGCGUCCAUGUGCACCACCAAGGGCUCCGUUCCGGGAAAGGCUUUCCCCUACUCGGACCACGAGGCUCUGACGGCCGAGUUCAGACUUGACGUGGCCGCUCCGAGCGAGGCCGGCGGAGACUUCCGGGCGAGGAGUCCUGAUUGUGCAGCAGAGCACGUGGCCCGACUGGUGGACAUACUGACGGAGGCCCGCACCGAGGUAAAAGUGGGCGUGCACUGCGCCGAGCGGAUGCGCUACACGGCGGCCCGCACGGGCGCCAUGGGCUUGGCGCUGCUCCUGCUGGAGCUGGCCAUCGCGGCCGUGCCCUGGCUGGCGCUGGGCGCCCAGCAGGCCUUCCCGCUCAUCUCCUUCUGUUUGCUGGCGGCGCUGUGCUUCGCCAUCCUGCUGUGCACCUCGCUGCUGUAUGUCUUCUACUCCAUGGAACUCAAGUCCCUGCAGGGCACCGAGGACCAGAUGAGGCUGGCGGUGGGAAGCCUGCAGGAGAGGCUGCGGGGCUUCCCCGCGGCCAAGCUCCUGCCCACGGGUCCGCAGCCUAGCGGCGGGUUGCCUGCGGAGGCAUAACGGGCUUGGUGAAAUCGGAUCCGUCCAUUUUCAAUACCACUUCUUAUCUUAAACAGUGUUACAAAGGCCGCACAUGCCACCCUCAGCUUUUUAGUGAUGGAAAUAGCUUGACACACAAGUAUGAGAACUUAGUUUGUGAUUUACUUUAAUAUUGGAACAUAUUUCACAAUUACAGUUAGCCUCAUCACGGAGGGAAAAAAAACACGCAUCACAGGAUAAUCAGCAUCGUAUUUCUGCGGUAUCAUAGAAUCAGGUCUUUGCUGACUCGCAAAGUGGACCACAAACAUUUCAAUCAUUUGUUUACCCUCAAUGUUUUCUGAACAGAUUGGUGAGGAAGAAAUAAGUGAACACACCCCAAAUCACAUGAUCGCUCAGGAUAAGCCUUUACAGACGUCCAACAAUCGGGCCCUAUAGAAUAAGUGAAAACAUUCGAGUUACCUGCCCAGUGGACCUUUCCGACUGGCAGUCUCAAGCUCCGCCCCCUUAGCUACCGUUGCCAUGUCCCACAAGCUUCCAAAAUACCUGCUUUGUCCCACAAGCUUCCAAAAUGGUGACUGAACAGAACAGGUUUAAAGUCGAUUCUCUAUCGCGUAUUCCAGAUAAUGUUGCGGUAUGUUUUUUGACAAAUGCGUGAGAAUUGUCCAAGAGAGUUCUACAGAGCGGUCUCAACUAUUUCACGCAAGGAUAUGUACACGGAAUUAAGAUUUUGGACGGAGCAGGACGCAAUGUCAGAGUUACAGCGAAAUGUUGGCAAUCGAUGCAAAAAAAGUUUGACGCCUCACAAACGUCAUAUUGAAAUCCAACGGGAUAAAAUAGUGGUACUGCGGAUGUAAAGCCAGGGGACUACUUUUUUGGAAAGAUAUAUAUAUAUAUUUUUUUUUUAGCUUCGCUAAGCUACAAGCUAGCAGCCAUUUUAGACGCCGCCAUGCAAUAGACGAGAAGUGUGCACGGCGCUCUUAUGCUCUGUGUACAUUAUGCAAAUACCUGGGUUUAUUCAUUUGACUUGGCUCGUAAUGGAGCCCAGUGCUCUGUCUUAAAAGUCCGAUGUGAUACAAAUAGGCAAAUAGACAAUUCUCUUCCAUGACAUCGCGCAUUUACGUAUCACUAACCCGACUCUUUGGCAUAAAACAUGACGCACUUCAUUCAGCAGGUAACAAAGUGAAAGUUGUUCUCCGGCAAUGUAUAAAAAUUCAAUCAAACUCAGAAGAUACUUCUCCCUCACUUACCUUCGAACAUACAGCUUUGUGUUUGUUGAUAUUGUCCACAUUUAGUUGUACGUGCGCUCUUCCGCGAGACUUAAUCCAUUGUAGACACUUCGUCAACUGUGUUUUAGGCUUUGGAAAAUGAAUCAACCGGCCCGCUGGUAACCUAGCAGGAUAUCUUUCAUCCGAAUUGCACGUUCCCCGAACUCAUUUUCUUCGUAACAUUAACUUUUUCGACCCCACGCUACUGACAACCAGCAUUGCUUGUGGGACAACAUGGCGGCAGGGGCGUGUCAAGCCAGGGGUUAAGACAAUGCGUCCAUUGUUAGCAAGAGAUGGAUCCGCCACAUGGAAAAGCUAACCGAUUAAAAUGAGGCAAAUCAACCAUCAUGCCAACAUUUUUAUGCUCGUUAAUCAUUUCGCCAGCUUUUUGUGCUUGUCACUUUUUUUUUUUAAGGCCUCCAUCAAUGCAACUUUUCAUUCCAGCCAGCCAACGCUUCGGGGGACCACGUCCAAUAUUCCCGUUCCUGCGUUUACGUAAUGUUCACUCCACUGCACACUCCAGGGUCGACACUUUAGUGUCUGAAACAUUUCAAAAAGUACUGUGUUAUGAUCCACGGAAUCACUGGCCAAUAUGUGAAAAAAUUGUCAACGGUUGUUAAAUUAGCGUGCAGUGCACUUAAUGAGAUCAAUCUGUUUAUAGUAGGAACUAGAUAAUGGUCGAAAUACCUGAGCCACUUUUUACUGAUUUUAUUUCACUGCUUAAGCUUUCAGGAAAUCGUUGGAAAAUUAUUUGGGUUUUUUUUUUUGUAGAAAAUUGUUUUUUGUUUUUAAUCCUCAUUCUACAUGAGAUCCAUUCCAAUUGUGUUUUGGAUGAUGUUGAAAGCAAAAAGAAAUUUUGGAGUCGCCACUUGAGGGCACCUUCACCACUUUUUAAUUUCUGAUGACUUGUGAUGAUUAAAUGUCAACAUGUUAUAAAAUGGCUGAAUUAUUCUGAGAAACCAACUUUGUAUUUCAUUUUAUGAUUAUUUUGGUUUUUAUCUUUUAUAAAUAACAUGGAUAUUUUGAGGUAGAGCAUUUAUCAAAUAGCGGCUUUUGUAAUAGCAUGUAUUGUUAUUUACCACAUUUAUUUGCUUAUAUUCUAAAUAUUAGAAUCAUUUCACAUCUACUUUAUUUUUUUUGUCAUUUUGGACUUCUACUUCCAAAUUGUCAUUUUUGGCUACUUUUUCAAUAACCAAAUAUU